Molecule: messenger RNA, 2649 nt
Organism: Drosophila grimshawi
Lineage: Eukaryota; Metazoa; Arthropoda; Insecta; Diptera; Drosophilidae
Product: vesicle-fusing ATPase 1
Exons: 6
Coding region: 297-2534 (745 amino acids)
Biological process (GO): Golgi to plasma membrane protein transport; SNARE complex disassembly; intra-Golgi vesicle-mediated transport
Cellular component (GO): Golgi stack
Molecular function (GO): ATP hydrolysis activity; ATP binding
Source: RefSeq, a predicted model, not a curated record
UACUUCAUAGAUAGGGAAAUGCAGUAUAAUCAAAAUUUAAUAAGUGUUCAAUGUUAACACUAUUUUUUCAUCCAAUUACCCCAAGUGUCAAAUAGGCCAAAAUAUCGACAAAACAAACGAAACGCAGCAGCAACAGAAAUAGAAACAGCGAAAAUUCAAAACCCAAAGCUCUCGAAUCGAUAAACUCAGAGGCUGAGGCUUAGGCUGUAAACACACACAAAUCAACCCCCCUCAACCAACACAAGAAAAAUUCCUAUACAUAACAGCAGCAGCAGCAGCCGGAAAAAGAAGCAACUAUGGCUUAUCGCUUGAAGGCCACUAAGUGUCCCACGGACGAGCUAUCCCUGACGAAUCGAGCCAUUGUCAACGUGGGCGAUUUUCCCGAAGAUGUCAUCUAUGCGGACAUUUCGCCCGCACCUGGACAGCAUUUCAUCUUUGCGCUGGAGAAGUCCCUUGAGGUGCCCAGAGGCUAUGUGGGCUUCUCACUUGUGCAGCGCAAAUGGGCCAUGCUCUCCAUUAACCAGGACCUGGAGGUGCGACCCUAUCGAUUUGAUGCCAAUUCCGAUGUCAUAACAUCCGUAUCCUUUGAAACUGACUUUCUGCAAAAGAAGACGGUUUCCCAGGAGCCAUACGAUUCGGAUGAAAUGGCCAAGGAAUUUAUAAUGCAAUUUGCUGGUAUGGCUUUAACCGUUGGCCAAUCGCUGGUCUUCAAUUUCAAGGAUAAGAAACUGCUCGGCUUGGCGGUUAAAUCGCUGGAUUCGAUCGAUCCGAAGAGCCUUGGCGAGGGCAAGGAGCCAGUGAUGCGUAAUGUUCGCUUUGGUCGCCUCCUCGGUAACACUGUGGUACAGUUCGAGAAGGCCGAGAACAGUUCACUGAAUCUGCAGGGCAAAUCCAAGGGCAAAGUGGUUCGCCAGUCGAUCAUCAAUCCCGACUGGGACUUUGGUAAAAUGGGCAUUGGCGGCCUAGAUCAAGAGUUCAAUGCGAUCUUUCGUCGGGCAUUCGCCUCCCGAGUCUUCCCACCCGAGCUAGUGGAGCAGCUGGGCUGCAAGCAUGUGAAAGGUAUACUCCUCUAUGGGCCACCCGGCACCGGCAAAACACUGAUGGCCCGCCAAAUUGGCACCAUGCUGAAUGCACGCGAACCGAAAAUCGUCAACGGACCGCAGAUUCUCGAUAAAUAUGUGGGUGAAUCGGAGGCGAAUGUGCGUCGGUUGUUUGCCGAUGCCGAGGAGGAGGAGAAGCGUCUGGGCCCGAACAGUGGCCUUCAUAUCAUCAUCUUCGAUGAGAUCGAUGCGAUCUGCAAGCAGCGCGGCUCUGUGGCCGGCAACAGUGGUGUUCACGACACCGUCGUCAAUCAGCUGUUGACCAAGAUCGAUGGCGUCGACCAGUUGAAUAACAUUCUGGUCAUCGGUAUGACCAAUCGGCGGGACAUGAUUGAUGAGGCGCUGCUGCGACCGGGCCGUCUAGAGGUCCAAAUGGAGAUCAGUCUGCCCAAUGAGGCGGGACGCGUUCAGAUCCUUAAUAUACAUACGAAGCGUAUGCGGGAUUUCAAUAAAAUGAACGAUGAUGUAGACAACAAGGAGAUCGCCUCUCUUACCAAGAACUUUAGCGGUGCAGAGUUGGAGGGUCUGGUGCGUGCGGCUCAAUCAAGCGCCAUGAAUCGUUUGAUCAAGGCCGAUGCAAAGGUCACCGUCGAUCCGGAGGCCAUGGAAAAAUUGAAAGUGAAUCGCGAUGACUUCCUGCAUUCGCUGGAGAAUGAUAUUAAGCCGGCAUUUGGUACCGCCCAGGAGAUACUCGACAAUAUGCUCGCUAGGAGCGUCAUCAACUGGGGUCAGCCGGUGACCAAUCUGCUCGAGGAUGGCAUGCUCUAUGUCCAGCAGGCAAAGGCUCCCGAAUCCAGUGGCGUCGUCUCUGUGCUUAUUGCCGGUGCGCCCAAUUCGGGCAAGACCGCAUUGGCCGCCAAGCUGGCCAAAAUGUCUGACUUUCCCUUUGUGAAGGUCUGUUCGCCGGAGGAUAUGGUCGGCUAUACCGAGUCGGCGAAGUGUCUACACAUUCGGAAGAUCUUCGACGAUGCCUAUCGCUCCACCCUCAGCUGCAUUGUGGUCGACAAUGUGGAGCGUUUGCUCGACUAUGGACCCAUUGGGCCACGUUACUCCAAUCUAACGCUGCAAGCUUUGUUGGUUCUGCUCAAGAAACAGCCACCCAAGGGACGCAAGCUCUUGAUACUCUGCACCUCAAGCAGACGGGAAGUGCUGGAGGAAAUGGAAAUGCUGUCGGCCUUCACCUCGGUGCUGCAUGUGCCCAAUUUAUCCAGCCCGGAGCAUGUUACCGCCGUGCUUGAGCAAUCCGACAUCUUUACCAAGGGCGAAAUCCAGGCCAUUGGCAAGAAGAUGUCCGGCAAACGCGUUUUCAUUGGCAUCAAGAAACUGUUGGCCCUAAUUGAUAUGGCACGACAGACGGAACCCUCACAGCGCGCCAUCAAGUUUCUAUCCAAAAUGGAGGAGGAAGGCGGCCUCGAUAUGGUUGCGCGCAAAUAAGUUACAAAAUGCAAGCAGGAGUCUAGCAAAAAAAAAUUUAUAAAAAAAAUUGUUUGCAAUCUCAAUUAUUAGCUUCUAAGUGCGAAAAGUUAUUUGCCAUAUACAAGAGCGUUGU